This is a messenger RNA of Cavia porcellus (domestic guinea pig), 8423 nucleotides long. RefSeq names its product fatty acid synthase (gene Fasn). The record is from RefSeq and is a predicted model, not a curated record. The transcript has 43 exons. Gene Ontology annotation, cellular component: cytoplasm. The coding region runs from base 186 to 7691 and encodes 2501 amino acids. Gene Ontology annotation, molecular function: phosphopantetheine binding; 3-oxoacyl-[acyl-carrier-protein] synthase activity; fatty acid synthase activity. Lineage: Eukaryota; Metazoa; Chordata; Mammalia; Rodentia; Caviidae. Gene Ontology annotation, biological process: fatty acid biosynthetic process.
ACGCUCAUUGGCCUGGGCGGCGCAGCCAAGCUGUCAGCCCAUGUGGCGUGGCCGCGCGGGGAUGGCCGCGGUUUAAAUAGCGCCAGCGCGGCCUAGAGGGAGCCAGAGAGACGCAGCGGCGCCCCUCGCUCCUCCAUCAGCGUUCCGUGCUCUUCACCGCCAGCCGCUUGGUCCAGAGAGGAGCCAUGGAGGAGGUAGUGAUCGCUGGUAUGUCCGGGAAGCUGCCCGAGUCAGAGAACUUGCAUGAGUUCUGGGCCAACCUCAUUGGUGGUGUGGACAUGGUCACGGAUGAUGACCGGCGAUGGAAGGCAGGACUCUAUGGCCUGCCACGGCGGUGUGGCAAGCUGAAGGACCUAUCCAAGUUCGACGCCUCCUUCUUCGGGGUCCACCCCAAGCAGGCCCAAACAAUGGAUCCCCAGAUCCGGCUGCUGUUGGAAGUUGCCUAUGAGGCCAUUGUGGAUGCAGGUAUCAACCCAUCCUCGCUUCGAGGGACGAACACUGGUGUCUGGGUGGGUGUGAGUGGCUCAGAGGCUUCGGAGGCCCUGAGCCGAGACCCAGAGACACUUGUGGGCUACAGCAUGGUGGGCUGCCAGCGUGCAAUGAUGGCCAACCGCAUUUCCUUCUUCUUUGACUUCAAAGGGCCCAGCAUCGCCCUGGACACAGCCUGCUCCUCCAGCCUGAUGGCACUGCACAAUGCCUACCAGGCCAUCCGCAGCGGAGAGUGCCCCGCUGCCAUUGUGGGUGGCAUCAACACGUUGCUCAAGCCCAAUACCUCGGUGCAGUUCAUGAAGCUAGGCAUGCUUAGCCCGGACGGCAUGUGCAAGUCCUUCGAUCAGACAGGGAAUGGAUACUGCCGGUCGGAGGCUGUGGUGGCCGUUUUGCUGACCAAGAAGUCCCUGGCCCGGCGGGUAUAUGCCACUGUUCUGAAUACUGGCACCAACACAGAUGGCUCCAAGGAACAAGGCGUGACCUUCCCUUCUGGAGAAGCCCAGAAGCAGCUCAUUCGCUCCCUGUACCUGCCAGCUGGACCAGCACCAGAGUCCCUUGAGUACAUUGAAGCCCAUGGCACAGGCACCAAGGUAGGCGACCCCCAGGAGUUAAACAGCAUCGCUCAGGUCCUCUGUGCCUCCCGCCAGGACCCACUGCUCAUUGGGUCCACCAAGUCCAACAUGGGGCACCCAGAGCCUGCCUCGGGGCUUGCAGCUCUGACCAAGGUUCUUCUGUGCCUGGAGCAUGGGGUCUGGGCCCCUAACCUACACUUCCACACCCCCAACUCUGAGAUCCCAGCCCUGACUGACGGGCGGCUGCAGGUGGUAGACCGGCCCCUGCCUGUUCGUGGUGGCAAUGUGAGCAUCAACUCCUUCGGCUUCGGAGGCGCCAAUGUGCAUGUCAUCCUCCAGCCCAACACAAAGCUGGCCCCUGUGCCUGCCCCCCAUGCUGCCCUGCCUCGCCUGCUGCAGGCCAGUGGGCGGACCCUAGAGGCUGUGCAGAGCCUGCUGGAGCAGGGUCGCCAGCACAGCCAGGACCUAGCCUUCGUGAGCAUGCUCAAUGACAUUGCGGCCACCUCACCAACAGCCAUGCCCUUCAGGGGUUAUGCAGUGCUGGGCGUGGAGGGUGGUGGCCAGGAAGUGCAGCAGGUGCCUUCAGGCAAGCACCCACUCUGGUUCAUUUGCUCAGGUAUGGGUACACAGUGGUGCGGGAUGGGAGUGAGCCUCAUGCGUCUGGAUGGCUUCCGGGACUCCAUCUUGCGAUCUGAUGAGGCCCUGAAACCAGUUGGACUGAAGGUGUCCAAACUGCUGCUGAGCACAGAGGAAAACACCUUUGAUGAUGUUGUCCAUGCCCUUGUGAGCCUCACGGCCAUCCAGAUUGCUCUCCUAGACCUGCUAACCUCAAUGGGCCUUAGACCUGAUGGAAUCAUCGGGCACUCCCUGGGGGAAGUGGCCUGUGCCUAUGCUGAUGGCUGUGUCUCCCAGGAGGAGGCUGUGCUUGCAGCCUACUGGAGAGGCCAGUGUGUCAAGGAGGCCAGCCUCCCAUCAGGAACUAUGGCUGCCGUGGGUUUAUCCUGGGAGGAGUGUAAGCAGCGCUGCCCCCCUGGCAUUGUGCCCGCCUGCCACAACUCUGAGGACACAGUGACCAUCUCAGGACCUCAGGCUGCCGUGAGCAAGUUCGUAGAGCAGCUUAAGCAGGAGGGAGUGUUUGCCAAGGAGGUACAGACAGGCGGCAUAGCCUUCCACUCCUACUUCAUGGAGGCCAUUGCGCCCGCACUACUGCAGGCUCUCAAGAAGGUGAUCCAGGCCCCAAGGCCGCGCUCUGCCCGCUGGCUCAGCACAUCCAUUCCUGAGGCUCAGUGGCAGGGUAGCUUGGCCCGUACCUUCUCCGCCGAGUACAAUGUCAACAACCUGGUGAGCCCGGUGCUGUUCCAGGAAGCUCUGCGCCAUAUCCCCGAGCACGCUGUGGUGGUGGAGAUCGCGCCCCACGCCCUGCUGCAGGCUGUUCUCAAACGGGGCCUGAAGCCCAGCUGCACCAUUGUGCCCCUAAUGCGGAGGGACCACAAGAACAACCUGGAGUUCUUCCUUACCAACAUUGGCAAGCUCCACCUCGUAGGCAUCAACGCCAACCCCAACGCCUUACUCCCACCUGUGGAGUUCCCAGCACCCCGAGGAACACCCCUUAUCUCCCCUCACAUCAAGUGGGACCACAGCCAGACCUGGGAUGUGCCGGCCGCAGAGCACUUCCCGAAUGGCUCAGGCUCUUCCUCUGCCACCGUCUACAACAUCGAUGCUGGUCCCGAGUCCCCUGACCACUACCUGUUGGACCACUGCAUCGAUGGCCGUGUACUCUUCCCAGCCACUGGCUACCUGUACCUUGUCUGGAAGACAUUAGCUCGAAACCUUAGCCUGCCCUUAGAGCAGACACCUGUGGUGUUUGAGGGGGUGACAGUGCACCAGGCCACCAUCCUGCCCAGGACAGGGACUGUGCCCCUGGAGGUACGGCUGCUGAAGGCUGCCCACGCUUUUGAAGUCUCUCACAAUGGCAACCUGGUAGUGAGCGGGAAGGCAUACCAGUGGGAGGACCCCGACCCCAAGCUCUUCAACCACUCAGAAGACCCAGGUCCCAUGGAGCCGGAGCCCACUUCCCACCUGUCCCUGGCGGAUGUGUACAAGGAGCUGCGGCUGCGUGGCUAUGAAUAUGGCCCCCACUUCCAGGGUGUCUUGCAGGCCAGCUUCAGAGGUAAACAGGGAAAGCUGCUCUGGAAAGACAACUGGGUGACUUUCCUGGAUGCCAUGCUACAGAUUACCAUCCUCAGCAUGAAUCAGCGCAGCCUGUACCUGCCCACCCGCAUCACUGACAUGCGCAUUGACCCCACCGUCCACCUGCAGAAGGUGUACACACUGCAGGAUGAGACCCAAGUGGUUGAUGUGGUGAGCUCCGCUGUGAACAGAAUAGUGGCCGGUGGUGUCUACAUCCUGCAGCUCCAUACAACAUCAGCCCCACGGCGGCAGCAGGAGAGCAUGGUGCCCACCCUGGAGAAGUUUUGCUUCACACCCCACCUGGAAGCAGGGUGCCUGUCUCAGAGUGAGACCCUUCAGGGGGAGCUGCAGCUGUGCAAGGGGCUGGCACAGGCACUGCAGACCAAGGCAGCCCAGCAGGGGCCCCAGAUGGUGGUGCCUGAGCUGGAUGAGACCCAGACACAGCAGGGACUGCCCCGACUGCUGGCAGCUGCCUGUCAGCUGCAGCUCAAUGGGAACCUGCAGCAGGCACUGGCCCAGGAGAGAGCUCUGCUGCCUGAGGACCCCCUCCUCAGUGGCCUCCUCAACUCCCCUGCGCUCAAGGCCUGCUUGGACACAGCUCUGGAGAACCUGCCUAGCAUGAAGAUGAAGGUGGUAGAGGUGCUUGCUGGUGACGGUCACCUGUAUUCACGCAUCCCAGCCCUGCUCACCACCCACCCCAUGCUGCAGCUGGACUACACCGCCACAGACCGCCACCCCCAGGCCCUGGAGGCCAUCCAGGGCAGGCUACACGAGCAUGAGGUUGCCCAGGGCCAGUGGGACCCUGCGGACCCUGCCCCCAGCAGUCUGGGUGCAGCAGAUCUGCUGGUGUGCAAUGGUGCUGUGGCCACCCUGGGGGACCCAGCUCUGGCCCUGGCUAACAUGACAGCUGCCCUCAAGGAGGGCGGCUUCCUGCUGCUGCACACCGUGCUCAGAGGGCACACCCUCGGGGAGACCCUGGCCUUCCUCACCUCAGAGCUGCAGAGUGGGCCCAGCCUCCUGAGCCAGGAUGAAUGGGAGAGUCUGUUCUCAAAGGCAGCGCUGCACUUAGUGGGCCAGAAGACCUCAUUCUAUGGCUCUGCCAUCUUCCUGUGCCGCCGGCCCGCCCCACAGGACAACCCCAUCUUCCUGCCUGUGGAGGACACCAGCUUCCAAUGGGUGGACUCUCUGAAGGAUAUUCUGGCUGAGAUGUCCCCCCGCCCCGUGUGGCUGACAGCCCUGGGCUGCCCCACCUCAGGCGUGGUAGGCAUGGUGAACUGUCUCCGCAAAGAGCCUGGUGGGCACCGGAUCCGGUGCAUCCUGCUUUCCAACCUCAGCAGCACGUCUCAUGUCCCCAAGAUGGACCCUGGCUCCGCAGAGCUGCAGAAGGUGCUGGAGGGAGAUCUGGUGAUGAAUGUGUACCGUGAUGGGGUCUGGGGUGCCUUCCGCUUUUCCUUCCUGGACCAAGACAGACCCCAAGAGCAGACGGCACACGCCUUUGUGAACAUCCUCACUCGUGGGGACCUCUCCUCCAUCCGCUGGGUCUGCUCCCCGCUGAAAUAUGCCCGGCCCACCAGCCCAGAAACGCAGCUCUGCACUGUGUACUAUGCCUCACUCAACUUCCGGGACAUCAUGCUGGCCACGGGCAAACUGUCCCCUGAUGCCAUCCCAGGGAAAUCGAUUAACCGGGACUGCUUGCUGGGCAUGGAGUUCUCAGGUCGAGACGCCCUAGGCCGGCGUGUGAUGGGGCUGGUGCCCUCUGAAGGUCUGGCCACCUCUAUCCUGGUGUCAUCAGCCUUCCUCUGGGAAGUGCCCUCCAGUUGGACGCUGGAGGAGGCAGCUUCUGUGCCCGUGGUCUAUAGCACUGCCUACUAUGCACUCGUGGCCCGGGGGCGCAUAAAGCCUGGAGAGACCGUGCUCAUUCACUCAGGCUCAGGUGGGGUGGGCCAGGCCGCCAUCACCAUCGCGCUCAGCCUGGGCUGCCGUGUCUUCACCACCGUCGGCUCGGCUGAGAAGCGGGUCUACCUCCGGGCCAGGUUCCCCCAGCUUGAUGACACCAGCUUCGCCAACUCCAGGGACACAUCUUUUGAACAGCAUGUGAUGCUGCACACAGGCGGGAGGGGUGUUGACUUGGUCCUAAAUUCCCUGGCGGAAGAGAAGCUGCAGGCUAGCGUGAGGUGCCUGGCUCAGCAUGGCCGCUUCCUUGAAAUCGGCAAAUUUGACCUUUCCAACAACCACCCGCUUGGCAUGGCCAUCUUCCUGAAGAAUGUCACUUUCCACGGGAUCCUGUUGGACGCGCUCAUGGAAAAAAACAGCCCCCAGUGGAACGAGGUGUCGGCCCUCCUGCAGGCUGGUAUCCGUGAUGGUGUGGUGCAGCCCCUCAAGUGCACCGUGUUCCCCAAGGCUAAGGUGGAAGACGCCUUCCGCUACAUGGCCCAGGGGAAGCACAUUGGCAAAGUCCUUGUUCAGGUCCACGAGGAAGAGCAAGAAUCCAGGCUGCAGGGAGCACAGCCCACCCCCAUGGUUGCCAUCUCCAAGACUUUCUUUCCAUCUCACAAGACCUACGUCAUCACGGGAGGUCUGGGCGGCUUCGGCCUUGAGCUGGCUGAGUGGCUGCUUCAGCGAGGGGCCCAGAAGCUUGUGUUGACCUCUCGCUCUGGAAUCCGCACAGGCUACCAGAACAAGCAGGUCACUGAGUGGAGGAGCCAGGGCAUCCAGGUACUAGUGUCCACUCGAGACGCCAGCUCACUGGAGGGAGCGCGUGCCCUCAUUGCUGAGGCCUCACAGCUUGGGCCAAUCGGAGGCAUCUUUAACCUGGCUGUGGUCCUGAGGGAUGCCAUACUGGAGAACCAGACCCCAGAGCAGUUCCAGGAUGUGAACAGACCCAAGUACAGCGGCACCCUAAACCUGGACAGGGUGACCCGGGAAGCCUGUCCUGAGCUGGACUACUUCGUGGCCUUCUCAUCAGUGAGCUGUGGGCGUGGCAACAUGGGCCAGAGCAACUAUGGCUUUGCCAACUCCACCAUGGAGCGCAUCUGUGAGCAGCGCCGUCACGAUGGCCUCCCAGGCCUCGCCGUGCAGUGGGGUGCUAUUGGUGAUGUGGGCAUUUUGCUGGACCUGAUGGGUAACAGUGACACGACCGUGGGUGGCACGCUGCCCCAGCGCAUUGCCUCUUGCCUGGAGGUGCUGGACCUCUUCCUGCAGCAGCCCUAUGCUGUCCUGAGCAGCUUCGUACUGGCUGAGAAGACUGCAACCCACAGGGACAGCAAAGUCCAGCCAGACCUUUUGCAGGCGAUUGCACACAUCCUGGGCAUCCAUGAUCUCUCCAGAAUCAACCUGGACACCUCGCUGGCAGACCUGGGCCUGGACUCACUCAUGGGCGUGGAGGUGCGACAGACCCUGGAGCGGGAGUACGACAUGGUGCUGUCUAUGCGCGAGGUGCGGCAGCUCACGCUGCAGAAGUUGCAGAAGCUGUCCUCCUCCAAGUCCAACCCAGCCAGUGAGCUAGAGUCCCCCAAGGCUAAGGAGGGCAACCAGACCCAGCCACAGGGCCAGCUGAACCUGAGUACGCUCCUGGUAAACCCCGAGGGCCCCACCCUGACACGGCUCAACUCGGUCCAGAGCACUGAACGGCCGCUCUUCCUGGUGCACCCCAUUGAAGGCUCCACCACUGUGUUCCACAGCCUGGCUGCCAAGCUCAGUGUGCCCACCUAUGGCCUGCAGUGCACCCAAGCUGCCCCCCUGGACAGCAUUCAGAGCCUGGCCGCCUACUACAUUGACUGCAUCAAGCAGGUGCAGCCUGAAGGACCCUACCGUGUGGCUGGCUAUUCCUAUGGGGCCUGUGUAGCCUUUGAGAUGUGCUCCCAGCUGCAGGCCCAGCAGGAGCCAGCUCCCGCCCACAACAGCCUCUUCCUGUUUGAUGGCUCACACACCUAUGUGCUGGCCUACACCCAGAGCUACCGCGCAAAGAUGACCCCUGGCUGUGAAGCGGAGGCCGAGGCUGAGGCCAUUUGCUUCUUCGUGCAGCAGUUCACUGACGCAGAGCACAACAGGAUGCUGGAGGCACUGCUGCCGCUGAAGGACCUGGAGGAGCGUGUGGCUGCUGCUGUGGACUUCAUCACCCAGAGUCACCAGAACCUGAACCGACGGGAGCUUCGCUUCGCCGCCCUGUCCUUCUACUACAAGCUGCGUGCAAUUGAGCAGUACACACCCAGGGCCAAGUACCAUGGCAAUGUGACGCUGCUCCGGGCCAAGACUGGUGGCGCCUAUGGCGAGGACCUGGGCGCCGACUACAACCUCUCACAGGUGUGUGAUGGGAAGGUGUCUGUGCACAUCAUCGAGGGUGACCACCGCACACUGCUGGAGGGCAGCGGUCUGGAGUCCAUCAUCAGCAUCAUCCACAGCUCUCUGGCUGAGCCACGAGUCAGCGUGCGGGAAGGUUAGGCUCCUGGCCACUGCCAGCCCAUCACCAGGGACCAUGCCAACACACCACACCGACACCUAGCAUGCAGGGGUUGGGGAGGGUCCCGCCAGUGGAACCUGCCCAAGGCCUAGCACCACCGCCUCCCCUUGGUGGCUGCUAAAAUAGGACUGUGACACACAUCCCAUCCACUUGCCACCUCCCAGUGGGUGCCAGGGAACCCCAGAGCUGCUGACUCGGAGACACUUUGGUCUGUGAAGAGCCAGUGGGACCGGCAGAGCCGGGCUGAGCCUUUUGUACUGUGUGGAGUUGGCCACACUGGUUGGUUGUUGUUUCUGCAUUUAGAUUCUCGUAUUUAUUACAUUCCUGGGCAAGACCCCCAGGGCUGGUCCCAUCCUGUGAAGAUGGCGGGCUCUUGGGGGCACCACACCCUCUCUACUGUGCACAUGCGCUGCCCAGGCGCCCUGCUCCUUCUGCCUACUGCGGGGAGGGCUGGUCCCUGGGUCCCCAGCACCUGGCUGCACCCAUGAUGUAGGGCCAACCUGGCCCUGCGGACCGCACCGGGUACCAACCUGCGUUUGUGUUUGUUUUGCAAAAACAAUUCAAAUUGCUGCUUGGAUUUUGAAAUUGAUUGUACUUGUCAGUGUGAAGAACCAUGUCUGGAUCUUGUUUCAUUUUUACACCAACUUGAUAAAAAUGCUGCUCUUGAUCCCAUCCCCUGAGCCUCCCCACUAUUAAAGCGCAUGUGAGCUCCA